UGCAUCUCUCAUGUGUUGUGUAUGUGUCUGUCUGUUCAUCCUCCCACUGCUGCGUCACGCUGGAGGAGGGCGAGAUCUUUAAAUAUGGAUCAAGACUUAAGACGAGCCUGCGGAGCGCGACGCCACGCGUUUCUCGACCGGACAGAGAGAGCUCCUGAUCCCGCUGCGGAAUGACUGCUGGACUGCCCGAAUGUACUGUAGUUUGUAGAAGCAGCAGCGGUGAAACAUCUCUGGCUCCAGAUAAACUCAACUGAAAGCGUUUCUGCUUUACGCAUCCAGACGCGCUUGAACUUGGAGCGAAAUCGCACUUCUUUAAGAGAGAGUUUCUCGCUCGGACGCACUUUUUAAUCCAGAGUUCCAUAAGAAGAAAGUGGUUCUCUUGGAGAAGAGGACGCCAAUUGUCAACAUGAGCGACAAAAACAAAAUGGAGGAUGAAGCUGUAGUGGACAGAGGAGCAUCGUACAUCAAAAACGUGUGUGACGAGGAGGUCGAAGGUCAUCACACAGUCUACAUUGGUGUUAAUGUGCCUAAAAGUUACCGGCGGCGCCGCCGACACAGACGACGAUCCAGUCACAGAGAGAGACGGGAACGAGUGACGGAGAACGUGAGCGACAAAUCAGACACCGAGAACGCAGACGACUCCUCGUCCAGCAUCCUCAAACCACUCAUUUCUCCGGCAGCAGAGCGAAUACGCUUCAUUUUGGGUGAAGAUGACAGUGGUCCUCCCCCACCGCAGCUCUUCACCGAACUUGACGAACUUCUUGCCGUUGACGGACAGGAACUGGAGUGGAAGGAAACAGCCAGAUGGAUAAAGUUUGAGGAGAAGGUGGAGAAGGGUGGCGAGCGCUGGAGUAAACCUCACGUGGCCACUCUUUCUCUGCACUCGCUCUUCCAGCUCAAGAACUGCAUCGAGAAGGGAACCAUCGUGCUGGACAUGGACGCAAACUCACUGCAGCAGAUCGUCGAAAACAUCACUGACAGUCAAAUCGAGAGCGGGCAGCUGAAGGCCGAUCUGAGAGAGACGGUCAUAUACACUCUGCUGAGGAAACAUCGACACCAGACCAAAAAAUCCAACCUGCGCUCACUGGCAGACAUCGGCAAGAGUGUGUCGAGCGCCAGUCGCCUGUUCAGCAGCCAGGAGAACGCGCGCGGUCCUAUCGAUCACACAGUGCCUUGCUUUACCACUUUUGAACCUGAAGAACAAAUGCAGAUGCAGAGAAGCAACAGCAUGGGCCUUCUCUGCAGUCCGACCACAGCUCAUCGUAACCUGACCUCCACCAGCCUGAAUGACUUGUCAGACAAACCAGAGAAAGACCAGUUGAAUAAUAAAUUCAUGAAGAAAAUCCCCCGGGAUGCCGAAGCGUCAAACGUGUUGGUGGGAGAGGUGGAUUUUCUCGACGCUCCAUUUGUUUCGUUUGUUCGCCUUCAGCAGUCGGUUAUGUUAGGAGGUCUGACCGAAGUUCCGGUUCCCACACGCUUCCUUUUUAUUCUGCUGGGGCCCAAAGGAAAGGCCAAAUCAUACCGUGAGAUUGGACGUGCCAUCGCCACGCUCAUGUCUGACGAGGUGUUUCAUGACAUUGCGUAUAAAGCGCGAGAUCGCAGCGACCUGCUGGCCGGGAUCGAUGAGUUUCUGGAUGAAGUGAUUGUCCUUCCUCCAGGAGAGUGGGAUCCUGACAUCCGAAUCGAGCCUCCGAAAUCCGUCCCGUCUGCUGAUAAACGUAAGAACAAUCUUGCUGGAGGGGAAGGUUCUCAGAUGAAUGGAGGAACGCCUCAUGAUGGAGGUUCGGGUGGCGGCGGUGGACACGCUGUCGGGGAUGAACUCAAAAUGACUGGCAAGUUUUGCGGGGGUCUCGUUCUGGACAUCAAAAGGAAACUACCGUUUUUCGCAAGCGACUUUUAUGACGCUCUGAACAUCCAGUCUCUGUCCGCCAUCUUGUUUAUUUACCUGGGUACAGUAACAAACGCCAUCACGUUCGGAGGCCUGCUAGGAGACGCCACAGAGAACAUGCAGGGUGUAUUGGAGAGUUUUGUCGGGACGGCGCUGACAGGUGCAGUUUUCUGUCUGCUCGCUGGUCAACCGCUCACAAUCCUGAGCAGCACCGGCCCUGUGCUCGUGUUCGAGAGACUGCUGUUCAACUUCAGCAGGGAAAAUGCUUUUGACUAUCUGGAGUUCCGGCUGUGGAUCGGCCUGUGGUCUGGCUUUAUGUGUCUGGUUCUGGUGGCGACCGAUGCCAGUUUCCUGGUGCAGUAUUUCACGCGCUUCACAGAGGAAGGUUUUUCUGCGCUCAUCAGCUUCAUCUUCAUCUAUGACGCCUUCAAGAAGAUGCUCAAACUGGCUCAUCAUAACCCCAUCAACUCCGGCUACGACCUGGAGCUGGUCACCCAGUAUGGCUGCCACUGCACACCUCCAGAAGGGAACGUUUCAGCCCUGUACUUGGAGAAAAUGGAAGCCUUGAUGAACAACACUGGACAGCAUCACCUGAAUGCGACGUGGGCGUCUCUGUCCCGCUCUGAGUGUCAGGAAUGGGGGGGUCAGCUGGUGGGAGCGACGUGUGACUUCGUCCCAGACAUCACACUCAUGUCUUUCAUCCUGUUCUUCGGCACAUACGCCUGCUCCAUGGGGCUCAAGAAGUUCAAGACCAGCAGAUUCUUUCCCACUACGGUCCGCAAGCUGAUCAGUGAUUUCGCCAUUAUUCUGGCCAUUCUGAUCUUCUGCGGUGUGGACGCUCUGGUCGGCGUUGAUACACCCAAACUCAUCGUGCCGAGUGAAUUCAAGCCGACGAGUCCGCAUCGAGGCUGGUUUGUGGCCCCGUUUGGAGGAAACCCUUGGUGGGUUUAUCUGGCGUCUUUCUUGCCCGCUUUGCUGGUCACCAUCCUCAUCUUCAUGGACCAGCAGAUCACAGCCGUCAUCGUCAACCGCAAAGAGCACAAGCUCAAGAAAGGAGCCGGGUAUCAUCUGGACCUGUUCUGGGUGUCGAUUCUCCUGGUUGUGUGUUCGUUCUUGGGUUUACCAUGGUAUGUCGCAGCGACUGUGAUCUCCAUCGCCCACAUCGACUCGCUCAAGAUGGAGACCGAGACGUCCGCUCCUGGAGAACAGCCCAAGUUUCUAGGAGUCCGGGAGCAGAGAGUCACAGGAAUAAUGGUGUUUAUUCUGACCGGUCUCUCCGUCUUCAUGGCCCCCGUUCUGAAGUUCAUUCCAAUGCCGGUGCUGUAUGGUGUGUUCCUCUACAUGGGCGUCGCCUCGUUAAAUGGGGUUCAGUUUUUGGAUCGCCUGGAGCUCCUGCUGAUGCCUGCAAAACACCAACCGGAUCUGAUCUACCUGAGACACGUCCCACUCAGACGAGUUCACCUCUUCACCUUCAUACAGGUUCUGUGUUUGGCUCUGCUGUGGAUCCUCAAGUCAACAGUAGCCGCCAUCAUCUUCCCUGUCAUGAUCCUCGCACUGGUGGCUGUGAGAAAGGCCAUGGAUUAUGUGUUCUCGCAGCACGAUCUCAGUUACCUGGAUGACGUCAUGCCGGAGAAAGACAAGAAGAAGAAGGAGGACGAGAAGAAGAAGAAGAAGAAGAAAGGCAGCAUCGACAGCGACAUGAAUGAUUCGGAUUUUCCAGCCAUCGAGACCAUUCCCAGUAUAAAGAUCUCGAUGGAGGACAUGGAGCAGGACGCAGUGCUGAGGGAGAAACCCUCAGACCGAGAUAAGCCCAUGUCCUUCCUCACUCCCUACUGAUGCAAAGCACUUUUUCCCUUCCAGGACUGUGUCAAGUCAGGAUUUAAACCCCUUUAAGAAGAUGGUGCCUCAGAUCCGAAUCGAUUUGGACCCCGACAACAACAAAUUCUUCUGGAAAACUCCGUCCUCCGAAACAUCCCUUUAAACACUCCCGAAAACAGAUGCACAUGCAUACACACAAACUUUAAGGUCCAGAUGAUGGUUUAGUCUAUCGGCUAACCACAAAAUGCUACACGUUAAUAGAAAAAGUCCAAACAAAUGGACAAAUGGCAUUUCAACACUACAACCAAAAGCUGCACAAACACAAACUCUUCACCAAAGAGUUUUUUUGUACUUUGUUAUAUAUAUCUCCUCAUUUUUGGUAGCAUUAUUUUUGGAAUUUUAAAAAUCAAACAAAUGAUAUAUUUUUGCUAUUGAUUUAUUACUAUGUUCUGGGUCCAGACUGAUCAUUUUUCUCAUUAAAUUUAAAAUUUUAUAACUGUAAUAAAGGGGUGUAACGGAUCACAGUUGAUCUGUGAUUCGUACGGAUCACAACCCACGGUUAGGAACACAAGUGACCCGCUGAUUAAUAAAUAUUUUACUUGUAGAUUAAUCCAAAAAUCGCAGAGAGAUCACCUGUCGCGUCAUUCAAAUCCCAUAUAUGAAAGCAUUUAGGGUACCCUGUAAAAUCUAAUGAUGACAGAAGACGUUGUGGUGGGUUAUUCUGUAUGUGGUGGGUUUCUUAGGUUAUUAAAGGUGUUCAGCCUUGUUUAGCCUGCAUUAAGGUAUUCAGUGUAAGCUGCACAAUUAAUCAUUAAAAGAUUGGGAUCUCAACACCCACGCAACAUAAAUUAUAAAUGAUGGUAUUUGCAUAUGUUUAUUAAUCCUUUAAAUCGCUGCAUUCAAAUCUGUGUUUAAAAAAAAAAAUCAACAGUCAAAUAAGACAGAAGUACAGGGAUAACAGCUUAUAGUUUAGAUAAAACCACUGAUGUUUAUGGUAAACAUUAAAAUCCCCGUCAUUUGCAUUUAACUUGACACUCAAAAAUGAAAAAUGUAGGCCGCAAUUACAUUAUUUAAGCAAUAGGUGGCGACAACCAGCCAUUGAAAAUAUGCAACUGAAUAUUUCUUCAAAAAUUAUCAUCUAGCAAUGAAACAUGACAUUUUAUGAGUGAAUAACUGAAUCGUUUAUUGAAAGAGACUAAAAAUAAAUAUGGGUUGUACAAAUUAUAAUGUUAGAUUUCUACAUUUAGCCUUUCAGCAACAGUAGGAGUAACAGUGAAUUUUUACAGUACUGAAUAAUUUUCGAUUUAUUUUUAUUCAACUGAGGAUUGCUUCAUUUUAUUUUUAUUAAAUGACUAAGUUCCUAGCACUGUUUUUUUAAAACCAAAAGUUUCUUGCAGUACUGUUUUUGUAAUAAAUGGAAAUCAAGUUAGAUUUGUCUCAUCUCCCCUUUUGGCUGAUCUGAUAAAUGGUCCGCUUCGUGACUAAAAAAAGCAUAAUGUGAUCCGAACCAUGAGAUUUGUGAUCCGUUACACCACACUACUAUAAUAUAUUAUUAUACACAUCUGAAUGAUAUCAUAAUCAAGUCUUAACAAUGUAGAAUCCAUUCAAUAAUGUAUGAACCAAAUUUGGUGGUUUAACUUUUCCUCUAGCCAAAUAACCGCACUUCAUUCAAAUGAGCACGUUUGAUCAAAUUUUAAUAUUUCAACGAACAAAUUUGUAUUAGCAUUUAUGAUAUAUUUUUCUUUCGCUCAAAAGACUCAACCUUUUGAAACUCUUUUAGAAGUCUAUAUUACUGAACCACAAUUGUGGGCGUAACUACUUAUCCCAAUAAGGGAACUGCUGUUAUAAAAUUAAUGACAAAAUGACUUCAGUCUUUCCUGUGCUUAAUGAGACAGAAAGUGGGAAACACUCGAUGUAUGAAUAUGAUCUUCUAGUUCUACCUCUUAUAACCGACUGUAGUUUGUGAAGCAUUUCACUAUGCAAUAUGUCAGCGGCGAACCAAAAAAAAAAAAAGUAGCGGACGCCAACUUUCUGUCUACGAAGUUCCUCUUCUGCCCUUUUAUGAACUCAAGAUCUGUUUUCUCCGUUCAUAAAUGACAAUCAUAACCGGGCGGACACUUUCAAUGUGAUUUGCGUUCAAUGUAUUUACUAUGAAGCAGUUGAUUGAUGCUGAUUUUAUUACCUGGAUAUUUUUAUUGUACUUUUUUUUUCCUUUUUUUAAAGAAGUAAUGCUGUAGAUAGAGACGUCUUUUUUACUGAGAUGAGUUGUAAGGACUCGAUAAUGAGAUUUUAACGUGGAACAGCUGCACCGAGUGACAGCAAUAUGCAAAUUUCCUUGUUUUGUUUGUUCGAGAAGUUAAAUACUGCCAUUAAGACAGAUCAUUUUUACAUGAGGCCCAUUCACACCAAUAGCUCCAUAGGUAACUAUACUGUGGUUUUGACAUAUAUAUUUUGAAGGAUUGCGCUCUUUGACGCAUUCAAGAUCCUGGUUGGCUGUCGAUGCUUUUAAUCGUUCGUCAGCUAAUAAAAAAAAGUCAUUUUAAAAGUGAUUCAGUUGUAUUUAUCCUCUGUGCCAUUAACGUUAUAGUUGUGGUGAGGACUCUGCUAUUCUUUUACAUUUAUUUGUAAGUCUUUAUUGUUACCAAUAUCAAUAGACAAUAAGUGGCGUGAACAGCUUUUUACAAUCAGCACAAAGAUAUUUCAGUCGGCAAAUCUGGUGUAGAAUAUUUUGAACAGUAUCUAUUAAAUCCACAGUUGUUAAAACUUGAAUAUAGAGACACAAGUCAGUGUUUGUACAUACAAUAUAUCUGUUCAUCAUCAUCAUCAUCAUCAUCAUCUCUGAUCAAUAAUGUCUUCCAUUUCUUUUGAUUGUAUCGAAUUGUGCAUUUUCAAGGACUGAACUGUUAGCGAGAUUUGCUUAUGUAGGGCAAGUGAUGCUCUGUUUUUUUUAAACCUGUUGAGAUGUAUUUAUUGUCCUUCUGUUCUCUUCUGGAAGCUGUCUUACUCUGUCUGAUUAUAAUGGUGACGCUACAGGCAAUAAUGAGAUUAACAGUUGAUCGCUGUUCUGUAAAAGGGAAUCACCCUGUAGCACUGUGAGGCGAUGGGCAAAUUAAAGCAAUUAUUAAAACUCA
Molecule: messenger RNA, 6837 nt
Organism: Danio rerio (zebrafish)
Lineage: Eukaryota; Metazoa; Chordata; Actinopteri; Cypriniformes; Danionidae
Source: RefSeq, a predicted model, not a curated record